CAACGUCACACUGGCUAGCUUUAGUCAAAACCGCCCCUGUGAUACAAAGGGAGGACGCAGACGACGAGAAGAAAACAGAGAGAACUCGAUUCGAUUUGUGCAGUGUUUGGCUUGAAGCCAGUCCACGAAACAUUUUGAGAAGGAGGGUUAAAAAAAAAAAAAGAAAAGAAAGAAAAAAACAAUGACGGGGCUGCCGAGGGACGUCACAAGAUGGCUGCAGAGCCUCGAACUGACUAUCCAGCCAAUGAACGUACGCAGAGAAUUUUGCAGUGGCUACCAUGUAGCUGAGAUAUUUUGCCGUUAUUAUCCCAGGGAUUUUGAAAUGUGUUGCUUCACCAAGGGAACAUCAUUCUCUAUCAAGCAGGACAACUGGAACAAGAUACGGCGAGCACUGCAGAAGUUGUGUCUGCACCUGACUGAGAAGCUGAUCUACGGGACCAUCCACUGCAAACCGGGAGCAGCUGAGUUGCUGCUGCAGCAGGUGUAUUCUGUCCUGACCAAGCACAGGCCUCAAACAGCUCAAACCUCAGAGUUGGAUUUAUCUGACCAGAAGUACCAGCAGCUACUCCCUCCGAUGGCUCGGUCCACCGCCACCACGGCCGUGAAGAGCAACCUGAGAAAGACUGAGAUAUUGGCCCUGCCUGACACCCUCAUCAAUGGGCGUAGGGCCGAGGCCAUCAUCAGCAAGCAUCGGCAAGACAAGAUUGCAGACAGGGCGAUGACUGAUCAUGGGCGUUCAAACUUGGUCAAGUCAAAACUCAUACAAACAACAGUGGAAAAUCUAAAUGGAGAUGAAAGUUACUCUGUCAGCGAGCUGUGCCUCCAAUCAUCACUGAGUGGUGCUAUCGUCUCGUACAAGACCAUCAAAGUGAACCAGCCUGCCAGAAGACUUCCACAAAGCUGUUAAAGCAAACAUGCAGGCAUCCCACCUCACCCCUCACAAUUCAAACCAGUUCCCAAUGUCUCAGUAACGUAAAGUUCUGUAGCUUGCUCUUCUCAAAUUUCCUCCAAGGAUCUAUAAUUACGGGACCUUGACAAAAUUAACCUGCUCUAUGUGAAA
Syngnathus typhle (broad-nosed pipefish) is the source of this 1060-nucleotide messenger RNA. It is a transcript of the gene spata4, whose product is annotated as spermatogenesis associated 4. Lineage: Eukaryota; Metazoa; Chordata; Actinopteri; Syngnathiformes; Syngnathidae. Bases 182 to 907 code for a protein of 241 amino acids. The transcript is spliced from 6 exons. Gene Ontology annotation, molecular function: microtubule binding. The record is from RefSeq and is a predicted model, not a curated record. Gene Ontology annotation, cellular component: axoneme. Gene Ontology annotation, biological process: regulation of cytoskeleton organization.